CUGCACUUGCUUCACCCUCUAGAGAGGAGAACCUGGCUAGUAGGAAAGAAACUCCCUCAAAAGGUAAACAGUGAGUAGAAUGUACAUAUGGUGGAAAACAAAUGGCUCCUGGUACCAUGUCACGGGAAUUAUCUCACUCACUCAGAUAAAGGAGCAGGGCGAGCCCAGUGGCACCAGUGAGUCCCCUCCUCUAUUGCAUGGCCCAUUCGUGACGUGUGUCCCAGCCUCUCCAAGAAAACUCUACCCCUGCCCUCAGCACUCUCAGAGCUGGGCUGUUCCUCUGUGUGGUGCUCUGUGAACGCUGUGCCCCACCAUGGCCGUGACUGCCUGCCAGGGCCUGGGCUUCGUGGUCUCGUUGAUUGGGAUUGCGGGCAUCAUUGCCGCCACCUGCAUGGACCAAUGGAGUACCCAGGACUUGUACAACAACCCAGUGACAGCUGUAUUCAACUACCAAGGGCUGUGGCGCUCCUGUGUUCGAGAGAGUUCUGGCUUCACGGAGUGCCGGGGCUACUUCACCCUGCUGGGACUGCCAGCUAUGCUGCAGGCAGUGCGAGCCCUGAUGAUCGUGGGCAUUGUUCUGGGUGCCAUAGGCCUCCUGGUGUCCAUCUUUGCCCUGAAGUGCAUCCGCAUUGGCAGCAUGGAGGACUCUGCGAAAGCCAACAUGACACUGACCUCUGGGAUCAUGUUCAUCAUCGCAGGUCUUUGUGCAAUCGCUGGAGUGUCUGUGUUUGCCAACAUGCUGGUCACUAAUUUCUGGAUGUCUACAGCCAGCAUGUACACCAGCCUGGGUGGGAUGGUGCAGACUGUUCAGAACAGGUAUACUUUUGGUUCAGCUCUGUUCGUGGGCUGGGUCGCUGGAGGCCUCACGCUAAUUGGGGGUGUGAUGAUGUGCAUCGCCUGCCGGGGUCUGGCACCCGAGGAAACCAACUACAAAGCAGUAUCUUAUCAUGCCUCCGGCCACAAUGUCUCCUAUAAGCCUGGAGGCUUCAAGGCCAGCACUGCCUUUGGGCCCAACUCCAAAAACAAGAGGAUGUAUGAUGGGGGAGCUCACACGGAGGAUGAGGUACAAUCUCAUCCUUCCAAGUAUGACUACGUGUAGCACUCCAAGACAUGUCAGCACAGGCAGAAGACACCCCCAAUGAGAGGUCCCCCAUAAAACAAGGACAUUUUUCCUUGAUUCGCAAUUGCUUUGGACUCACAGUUGGAAGUUAGAAAAGCCUUGAUUUCACCUGUGGUGAGGCCAAAGGGUCUUGGCUGCAUGUAUCUGUCUCCUAAGUAUUCCAUCACAAAACAGCUGAGUUAUCAGAUGUGAAUUAGAGGCUAUAGCUCACAUUUUCCAAACCUCUAUUUCUUGUUUUUUAAAUAACCUUCUUAAUCUUGUUAGAAAUGGCAUAAAACUAAAUGUGAUUUAUUCCCAGAGGAAUUAAUGUUUAAACAAAAGGGUAUUAAUAAGAAGCCUACAUGUCAGAACAUGUACCAGGGAGUCACUCUGGCUGGGAGAGGAGGGAGAUUAAGAUAAGAAAGAUUGCGUCACUUCCCAAAAAAUGCAGAAAAAGUUUUAAACAAGCCAGUAAAAUUAAGACAAAUGUAAAAAAAAGCCUAGUAUAAAUAUAAUUUGCUUAGGCGACAUCCAGGAAAGAAUGUGAACCCUGUAGUACUCAGCCAAUGAGGAACCAGGGGAGGGACUUGCAGGCUAAGGAAUAAAUUGCUCGUGAUAACCGCCCCGAGUGCUCCUGCCGGCCAGACACCCAGUCUUUCAAGACCGUCAUUAAAGCCUCGCUCCGCUGUUCUCUUUGACUAAAUUUGGACCAGUGAGAGCGUUUCUCACAAUCUGAUGACAGAAUGUGUUUUAAAUUCCUAUAAGACAAUAGCCCAUUGAUUAUCUAUUUCCCAACUCAUCCCCUAGAACAAUUCUGAAGGGAAAAAAGGAGAGUCAAUCAAAAGGCAUCAUUUUCUGCUAUUUGAUUUUUGUCUCCCUCCCCACAAUCUGGCUACUAAUAAAUACUGAAUGAAGGAAAGGUGAUACGGGAAAGAUAUUUAUAAUGUCCCCCAGCUCAUUAUCUGAGUUUUUGUACACCGUGAUCUUGAUUGUUACCUGAACUGAAGCGAUUUGAGUUUGAGAAAACCAAGUCUUUUUGCUGCUUUUGGCAUCUGCUGAUUCCAGCAAGACUCUCCCCCAGGCUUCCUGGGCUCUUCACUGCAGGUCCUUUUUCUGCCACAGGCCAGAAAGUGUCCCUAGAAGGCUGAAAAAUGAAUUUUUUUUGUCAACCUGAAUAUAUUUGGUAUUCUAAAUGUAGUUAGAACAAAUAAUGUAUUAGUGAAAUGACACACUGUCUCUGUGAAAUAGCCUCACCUGUGCACGUGGAUAGAAGAAAAUGAAAAAAAUAAUUGCUUUGAUGUCUAUAUUUUACUUUGUAAAACCACACUCAAGUCGUAAUUUCACAAGUGCUCACUGAUCCUAAUUCUUUCCCUUUGAGGUCUCCAGGACUCUUGACUAUGCAUGAUAGUCAGUGCAACCCAUUUAAAAGCCAAAUAAUGGAACACAGCAAGUCCUAGGAAGGGAGUUGAAAGCAGUUCUUUAAAAAAAAAAGCAAUGAGCCUGAAUGUAAUGUUAUGCUUCCAAGUGACACUUGUCUGCACUUGUCCAGCUACAGGCCCCUGUCAGUUGACAGUAGCACUUAUUAGGCACUGUGGUCAGCUUUGUUACUCUGACAGCUGGUCCUUCCCUUCGUUAAAUUCACCUACAGUGGUUGGACUGUUGGAUGUUCAAGAACUGAAAGUGCUUUGCAGCCACACACCUUCCCUGGGUUUGCAUCGCGGCUGCAGAGAGCCUAACCUCCUUCCUCCAGGCCACCGGAAUUCCACCCCAGCACAAAGCCGGAUGCACCCGCCCUGGGGCAAUCUAACCACUGGGUCAUUAUUUGGGAAAACAAAAGUCCUCACACCAACAGUGCCUAUGAAAGGGACCUCUAAGGAGACAGGUGGAUGUUUGCAGGGGUCUUCAGGCUGGACAGACUAUGUCUGAGGAAAGACCAGAUCGUGGCUCAUUAAACAAAGGAAUUGGGUGCACCGAGAGCCAAAAUAAACUCGGAGACUCUUCACCGAGACAGCCAUGCUUUUAGACCAACUCAGUAAAGUACUCAUGGAACUCAUUGUCUGAGAGGGGAUAAGAAAUAAGCAGAUAAAUCGGUUCAAGAAAUUAAAAAAAAAAAGCAAGGGUGUCGGAGAAGGAAGCUGAGCAAUCUAGGGCAUGGAGAUUAUUAAGGGUUCUUGGGAUUUGAGUUGAAGGUCAUGGGGUACAGCAGGCUCUCCCUUCUACCACCAGAAAGUCCCUGAUUGGGUCUGAGGCACUGUGGUGUGCCUAGGUUGGGUUUUAAGUUAGCAUAUUUUCUAUCCAACACUUAAUUGCUUGAAAGCCUUCAUGUAAUUAGAUAGUGCUUUGUAAUUUUUUUGUUGUUGCUUGGUCUUAUUGUAUAUGCAUUGAGUAUUGACCUGCAUGUUUUGUUAAAUAUUAAAAAUAUUGUUAUAUCACA
Manis javanica (Malayan pangolin) is the source of this 3533-nucleotide messenger RNA. It is a transcript of the gene CLDN18, whose product is annotated as claudin 18. Gene Ontology annotation, molecular function: structural molecule activity. Gene Ontology annotation, cellular component: membrane; bicellular tight junction. The record is from RefSeq and is a predicted model, not a curated record. NCBI's taxonomy places the organism in Eukaryota, Metazoa, Chordata, Mammalia, Pholidota, Manidae.